AUGUCUAUAUUACGUAGUUUACUUAAAAUUAAAACAUCAAUAACCGUUCCAAAUUCUACUUGGUUGUCAUUAAUCCCUGGUGUGAAUUCUAAUUCUUUACACACUAGUGCAAUAUGCUGUGCAGCGGUUAAAAAGACAGCAGCUGCGGGAGGUGUUCUUGGCCUUGGUAAAGGUAAAAAGAAAUUGAGUAAACUCAGCACAAUGGAGAAAAAAGUACUUCCAGUGGAGACAGACCCGGAGAAGCUGGUGAGCCAGGUUUGCGGUUCUAAUAUUUAUAUAACAGGGGAGGAUGUUCAGCUGAAGGAUGAUAGCGAGUAUCCAGAUUGGCUAUGGACCCUUAACACUAGCGGACCUCCCAAAAUCGAAGACUUGGACCCUAGCACUAAAGAGUACUGGCUACGAGUGAGAGCAGCUGGUAUGAAAAGAAAUAACCGGCUCAAGUCUAUGAGGAAGUUU
Iphiclides podalirius (scarce swallowtail) is the source of this 456-nucleotide messenger RNA. Lineage: Eukaryota; Metazoa; Arthropoda; Insecta; Lepidoptera; Papilionidae. The record is from the annotation of a GenBank genome assembly.